UUGUUCUCUUAUGUUUCCAUAUGCAGGUGUAAAUUCAGUUUCUCAAUAUGGAGGAGAGAGAGAGCAGUGAGAGAUCUUCAUCUCCUGAUCUCAGCUGUGUGUCUCUGAAGAGUAACAGAUCCAUGAAUAAGCCUCCUUUAUUUAGUAAUGAUCCAAUGACCUCUGACCCCAGGAUCUCAUGGAGAUUGAGAGUUUCAUCUACUGAUCUCAGCUGUGUGUCUCUGAAGAGUGACAGAUCCAUGAAUAAGCCUCCUUUAUUUAGUAAUGAUCCAGUGACCUCUGACCCCAGGAUCUCAUGGAGAUUGAGAGUUUCAUCUACUGAUCUCAGCUGUGUGUCUCUGAAGAGUGACAGAUCCAUGAAUAAGCCUCCUUUAUUUAGUAAUGAUCCAGUGACCUCUGACCCCAGGAUCCUCAGGAGGAUGAACAGGAAGAGAUCUUUAUCUCCUGAUCACAGCUGUGUGUCUCUGAAGAGUGACAGAUUCAUGCUUGGUUCUCUUAAUUUCAGUAAAGGUCUGGUGACCUCUGACCCCAGCAGAGCAGAUCGAGACAGAAGCAUCUCUCGAGGAGCCACAUCGGUCUUCUGUCUGAAUAAACAUGUGAAUUAUGAACUACAGAGAGUAAAAGUAAAAGACCAGCUCAAAGCCAGCAUGAAGAACAAGUAUGAGAGAUUAUUUGAGGGUCUGAAGCUCCAGGAGAAUGAAAGCCUCCUGAACAGCAUCUACACACAGCUCUACAUCAUAGAGGGAGAGAGAGAAGGAGUGAAUGAAGAACAUGAGGUUUUACAGAUGGAGAAAACAGCCAGAACACAACACUCACAAGACACUCCAAUCCACUGCAAUGACAUCUUUAAAGCCUCAGCUGAAGCAGGAUGUGAGGAGAAAGAGCAGAUCAAGACUGUUCUUACUAAAGGCAUCGCUGGAAUCGGAAAAACCGUCUCUGUGCAGAAGUUCAUUCUGGACUGGGCCGAGGGAAAAGCCAAUCAGGAUGUAGAUUUCAUGUUUGUGCUUCCAUUUCGAGAGCUGAACUUGAUUCGAGAUCAUCAGUACAGUCUUCACAGACUUCUGCUGGACUUUCAUCCUGAACUUCGAGAUCUGGACUCACAGAUUUAUGAGGAGUGUAAAGUUGUGUUCAUCUUUGAUGGUCUGGAUGAAAGCAGAAUCACACUGAUGUUUUCAGACGCUCAGAAAGUUUGUGAUGUGACUGAGACUUCAUCAGUGGCUGUGUUGAUGUCAAGCCUCAUGAAAGGAGAGCUGCUUCCCUCUGCUCAAAUCUGGAUCACCUCCAGACCAGCAGCAGCCAAUCAGAUCCCCUCCAAAUACAUCCACCGUCUGACAGAAAUUCAGGGAUUCAAUGAGCCUCAGAAGGAGGAAUAUUUCAGGAAGAGAAUCAGUGAUGAGCAUCAAGCCAGCAGAAUCAUCUCACACAUCAGAAGAGCAAGAAGCCUCCACAUCAUGUGCCACAUCCCCGUCUUCUGCUGGAUCUCUUCCACUGUGCUUCAGAAGCUCCUGGAAGAAGAUCUGAGAGCAGAAAUCCCUCAAACUCUGACUGAAAUGUACAUCCACUUCCUGCUGAUUCAGAUCAACACGAGGAAGCAGAAGUAUGAAGAGAGAGAUCCAGAGAAACUCCUGCAGUCCAACAGAGAAGUGAUUGUGAAACUUGCUGAAGUGGCUUUCAAACAGCUGAUGGAGGGCAAUGUGAUGUUCUAUGAGGAGGACCUGAUUGAGAGCGGUAUAGACGUCACUGACGCCUCAGUGUAUUCUGGGAUUUGCACUGAGAUCUUUAAGCAGGAAUCUGUGAUUCAUCAGAGGAAAGUCUACAGCUUCAUCCAUCUGAGCGUUCAUGAGUUUCUCGCUGCUUUCUAUCUGUUUUUCUGCUUUUUAACAAAGAACAAGAAGCCACUGGAGAUUUUUCUGCAUGAAUUCAGAUUUAAAGUUUCUCUGUAUAAUCUACUAGGAUCAGCAGUAUAUAAAGCACUCCAGAGUAAGAAUGGGCAGCUGGAUCUGUUCCUGCGGUUCCUGCUGGGCGUCUCACUGGAGUCCAAUCAGAGACUCUUACAGGAUCUACUGACACACACAGAGAACAGCUCAGAGAGCAUCAGAGAAACCACACGGUACAUUAAACAGAAGAUCAAAGAUCCAAAUGAUUAUAAUCGUCUCUCAGCUGGUCAAUCCAUCAGUCUGUUCCUCUGUCUGCUGGAAGUGAAAGAUCAGACUCUGUCCAGAGAAAUUCAGGAGUUUGUGAAAUCAGACAAACACUCAGAGAAACUCUCUGCUGCUCAGUGCUCAACAAUCUCCUACAUGCUUCAGAUGUCAGAGGAGCCGCUGGAUGAGCUGAACACCAUGAAAUACAAUACAUCAGAUGAGGGGAGAAAAAGACUGAUACCAGCUGUGAUCAACUGCAGAAAAGCUCUAUUUUCUGGCUGUGAUCUCUCAGAUCAGGAUUGUGAAACUGUAUCUACAGCUCUACAAUCCUCAAACUGUGUCCUGAGAGAGCUGGAUCUGAGGAACAAUGACCUGCAGGACGCUGGUUUCAAGUUUAUUUCUGAUGGACUGAAGAGUCCACACUGUCAGCUGCAGAUACUGAGUCUUGCUGGCUGUAAUCUCACUGCUCAGUGUUGUGAGAGAUUGUCAUCAGCUCUACAAUCAUCAUACUCUGUCCUGAGAGAGCUGGAUCUGAGUAACAAUGACCUGCAGGACUCUGGUGUAAAGUUUAUUUCUGAUGGACUGAAGAGUCCAAACUGUCAGCUGCAGAUACUGAGGUUGUCUGGCUGUAUGGUGACAGAGGAAGGCUGUGGUUAUUUGUCUUUAGCUCUGAGUUCAAACCCUUCACACCUGAGAGAGCUGGAUCUGAGCUACAAUCACCCAGGACAAUCAGGAGUCCAGCUACUCAACCACAAACUGGAUGAUCCUAACUAUAAAAUGCAGAUACUCAAUGUGGCUCAUGGAGGAGAGAUCAUGAUGAAAGCAGGACUACGAAAGUAUGCCUGUGAUCUCACACUGGAUCCAAACACAGCCAACACUCAACUCAUGCUGUCUCAUGCGAACAGGAAGAUCACAGGUGUGGAAAAUCGCCAGUCAUAUCCUGACCAUCCAGAGAGAUUUGAUAAGGAUCCUCAGGUUCUGUGUGUUGAGAGUCUGACUGGACGCUGUUACUGGGAGGCUGAAUGGAAGAGACGUGCGGAGAUAUCAGUGUCAUAUAAAGGAAUCGACAGGAAAGGAGGGAGUGACUGUGAAUUUGGAUUCAAUGAGAAAUCCUGGAGUCUGGUCUGCUCUGAUAAAAAAUUCUCCGUCUGCCACAAUAAGAACAGCACUGAUAUACCUGCAGUCUGUUCAUCCUUUAAGAGAGCAGGAGUGUAUCUGGACUGGUCAGCCGGCUCGCUGUCCUUCUACAGCGUCUCUGACACACACACACUCACACACUUACACACACUCAACACCACGUUCACUGAACCCCUCUGUGCUGGAUUUAGAGUUGAUAAUGAUUCCUCAGUGUCUCUGUGUGAUAUUAAAUGAUAGAGAGACUCUGUAAAUCCUCUUUCCGAUCUUCACAUGCACACAAACUCAAAUCAAAUUGAUUUCACGUGGAAACGCAUUUGUGGCAUCUUCUCCUGAUAGCACAGAAAAUAACUCAAUUUACACUUUCAGUUUUAAUCGUACAGAUAAGACUAAUACAUCAAUCGCAUCUGUAAAGGGUCUACUUUUAUUUGUGUACAUGCAUAAUAACAAUAAAACUUUGUGCAAUUAUAAAAUAAAGAUAACAAACAAGGUGCGCUGAUCUUCAUUUACAAACGCAUCAUUAAAAUGAACUGUAACUCAGUGAAUACUCAACGAAGUGACAUGAGAGAUAUAUCUAUAGAAAGCUUGACAUAUCUACUUUUAAACUAAACAAGUGCUGCCGAAAACAGAUAUUCUGUUAAAGUAAUCCAUAUAAAAACAAUGAGAUUUUCAUUGUUCAAACAACCACACUAUAAUGAUAAAAAAUUAUUUUUAUUUUAAUCUCUGUAAAUCAUUUCCCCUUUCUCAACUUGAGCCGAUCGCAGGAGCUUGUCUUUGUGACAUCAUACACACAGGCCUCUCCCACAAUAGUUUGAUUGACAGUAGUGUUUCAACACACAAUGGACUGGCAUAUGGCAAGUUAAUUGUGCCAUGGAUAAUCUACCGAAGGAGACAGCUGUGUACUUUCACGUGAGAGAAGGGGUAAAUCACCUCAACAGACGCAUGACACCAAUGUCAUGGAUAAGUACGUCUCUGCAUUACACGUAUCAUCUAAAUAAUACAUCAGCAGAGCUGUAAUUUUGCCAAUUAUACAGUAAUAAAAAUGAAAGAUGAACACGUU
Carassius carassius (crucian carp) is the source of this 4335-nucleotide messenger RNA. RefSeq names its product NACHT, LRR and PYD domains-containing protein 3-like. The coding region runs from base 48 to 3512 and encodes 1154 amino acids. Lineage: Eukaryota; Metazoa; Chordata; Actinopteri; Cypriniformes; Cyprinidae. The transcript is spliced from 10 exons. Gene Ontology annotation, molecular function: protein binding. The record is from RefSeq and is a predicted model, not a curated record.